Molecule: messenger RNA, 3152 nt
Organism: Triplophysa dalaica
Lineage: Eukaryota; Metazoa; Chordata; Actinopteri; Cypriniformes; Nemacheilidae
Gene: shpk
Product: sedoheptulokinase
Exons: 7
Coding region: 19-1440 (473 amino acids)
Biological process (GO): cellular response to lipopolysaccharide; carbohydrate metabolic process
Cellular component (GO): cytosol
Molecular function (GO): sedoheptulokinase activity
Source: RefSeq, a predicted model, not a curated record
AGAUUAAUAUAGAUCUAAAUGGCGACGUCAUUUAGUUGUUCUGCCGGGUUUGUUCUCGGCGUGGAUCUGGGCACGACAUCAGUUAAAGUCGUGCUGCUGGAUGAGCGUAAGACUGUGACAGACUGCACGAGUUUCCCCACAAACUCCGACAUCAGCUGCACCACAAACAAACAUGCUAGAGAGCAGGACCCUGCACUAAUAAUCACGGCUCUGAACCGAUGCAUGGACCAUUUACCCAAAGACAAGCUGCCAAAAGUUAAAAGCAUUGGAAUAUGUGGACAAAUGCAUGGCAUUUUGCUGUGGAAAUCGAAAACAGGUUGCGAGUGGCUGAAGGAAGAUGCUGUCACUAGAUACAUUCCCAAAGAUGCGAGUCAGCUGAUCACCUGGCAGGAUGGCAGAUGCAGCACCACUUUCCUCUCCUCUCUACCUAAACCAGACUCUCAUCUGAGUGUGGCCACUGGCUUUGGUUGUGCAACCAUCUUCUGGUAUAUGAAACACAGGCCAGAGUUCCUGUCAGACUUCACCGUGGCAGGCACCAUCCAAGACUAUGUGGUGUCCAUGCUGUGUAGCCUUGACAACUGUGUCAUGACCGGGCAAAAUGCUGCCAGCUGGGGCUACUUCAACACAACCACAAACCAAUGGAACAAACAUAUUCUAAAGGAGGCUGGUUUUCCUGUGCAUCUCUUGCCUGUAGUGGUGGAGUCAGGAGCUGUCGCUGGUCACACAUCUUUUGAAUGGUGUGGCAUCCCUGCUCAAACACCUGUAAGUGCAGCGCUGGGAGACUUCCAGUGUAGUGUAUACUCCUGCAUGGCUGACACUGGAGAUGCAGUUCUAAACAUGAGCACUUCAGCCCAGUUGACGUUUGCCAUGCCUGCAGAGUUCUGCCCUCCGAGCUCUCCAGACCCACUCUCCCCUACUGCCUAUUUCCCGUACUUCCGCGGCUCUUAUCUGGCAGUGGCUGCAUCUCUUAAUGGAGGCAAUGUCAUGGCAACCUUUGCCAGAAUGCUCGGAUCAUGGAUGAAGGAAUUCGGAUUAGAAGUGAGUGAGUCUGGAAUCUACUCCCAAUUGAUCCAGUCUGGCCUGACACAUCCUAACACUGAUUUAACAGUGACCCCAACGCUCUUGGGAGAACGGCACGACCCCUCAGCCCUCGCCAGCAUCUGCCAGAUCUCGCCUUCUAACCUCUCUCUGGGUGACGUGACCCGGGCUGUGUGCAGGGGCAUUAUUCAGAACAUGGCCACUAUGAUGCCCCCUGAAAACCUACAGGCCGCAGGGGUGAAAAGGAUUAUUGGUAGUGGCAGUGCUCUGUCAUGUAACGCAGUUCUGAAACAGGAAGUGGAGGCAGUAUUUCCUUUUCCUGUAGUUUAUGGUAAAGAUGUGGACUCAGCUUUUGGAGUUGCCAUGGUGUUCAGUGAUCAAAUGUACGAAUAUACAAAAUGACAUCUUAUGAUGUGAAAUCAAAAUUUGUGGUGGAGAGAUGUUUGGCCUUUUCUGGAUAAAGAGAUGGUUGGAGACAUAUGUUUUGAUUAAACCAUGUCAUAAUAAUUUAUUGGUGAAUAAAAUGGGGGGCCAUGGCAUCAAAAAGGUUGAGGACCCUGAUCUAGAAGGCCUUUUCGACAACCUAUGAGAGAUUUGGUGGUAUUUCACUUGGCCGCAGGUAAAUUCUUUUUUGUAGAAUGUUAUAGCAUGCAUUGCAUGUGCCAUCAAACCGUAACGCACGUGUGAAUGUUAUUGCACCUCACUCUGCAUACAGGAAACCAUGCAAGCUAAGAAAGCACAAGUUGCUCAAUAGUACCGCCACAGUCUCACUUUCAUGGUGCAGUUAAUAGCUGGGUGUGUGAGAUGUACCUCUUAACAUAACAGAACAAGGGAUAAACAUGUGUUCCAGGACAUCAUUUAUGUGAAAGUUGUUUAGCAAAGUUAACAUCAUGGAAAUAUAAUCUGACCGGAUGAAAGUGAAAUGUAUUUCUAAAAGGCGCAUUAAGACUUUUGGGGCUUAAAUGGGCACUCAGGCUGUUGUCUGGUGUAAAUGGGGUAGUUGUUUACUGAUUGUAAACGGGUGGAGUCACAGCAAAACAUGUAAUAUCACACUCUAAAAAUCAAUACAACCCGCCUUUCUCGAGGACCUUGAGUGGUCUAAAAACAUCUUGCUUUCUCUUCCUCUCUGAGGGAGAGAGAGAGCGGUAUCGCUUAAAUCAUCUAUGUUGUUCAGCCUCUAAAAUUGGAUACUUCAUAUAAUCAGAAACUACCAAAAUCUAUCCAUAAAUUGAUUGGUGAGUAGAUCUGAUCAUUUUGAUGUGUACUUCUGAUAAUGUAAGGCUCUAAAAUAAAAAUUCUGUAUUUAAGUUCUUUUACAUUUUAGUCCAGUGAGUCAUUACAAUACUUUAGGAUGGCAGACAAAAAGACAGAUUUGUUUCUUUACAGUUAUUUAGACUUUGAGUUUCAGUCUUUUUUUUUAGUGGACGUGUACUCGAUCUGGUAAAUAUUUUCUCAGAUCGUUUUUUAAAAUCUGACAACGAUGAUUUAAAAUAUGGUGGAUCUGUACAUCUGUGUGGCGGAGGAGUAUAACGGAGUCUGUGUAAUGUUGCUUUAUGUGUGAUGUAAUGACACAUAAAGCAACACGAUAUUCAUGUCUGUACAAUGCCUUAGCAAGCAGCAUAUUUACAGGCAAAAUUGUAUGUUAAUUGCUGUUCUGUUGAAACUAUUGCAAAGCAUCCAUCGGGUGCGACCAUAUAGCUUGAAAGUGAUAUUGAUAAUUCGGUUGGCAAAGGUUUAUAAAAUCCUGCAACACCUUGGUUCGUCUUUUAUAUCACUUGUACACUUUACGUAUUUGCUUCUACCAUACCUUAUCAAAUUUGUAUCGUAUCUCUUAGGUAUUGAGAUGUUUUUUUAUGAGGUUUAAUAACUGGUUUAUUAUGGCUAUAUAAAGAACCUGAAAAUAGAUUUGCAUAUUCUUUGGUACUGUCACUUCCUGUUACUGAGUCACAAGACAAGUGUUAUGAUUCAUUUCAGUAGAGAACCUACUUGCACAAAAAAAUGAUAAAAUAAGUGCAUAUAUGUCAAAUGUCAAGUUGGCUUAUAAAGUAUUUUUUUCCUUCUAUGUUCAAACAAAUUGUUUCAUUGUGAACAAACUGUAAAAUAAACCUUUAAAA